GUUCCGUGCUGCGCGGGGCCGGGAUCGAGGCUGCCGGAGGAGCGCAGGGGAGACCCUCGGGCGCGCGCAUGCCAUGGAGCUUGGCUUCCUGUGACUUUGCCGCUGCAGGUGCUGCUUGGCAUAUGGAGAUGGCAACGGGCGAGCCCGGCUCACCGACGCGGGAAGGGAUGGCGCUGCCCCAGGAGCAGGCUGGGCUCUGCCCCACGGAUACAGGGGGGGACGAGCUCAGCACUGGCCCGGAGGAGCAGGAGGAGCUGCUUGCCCCACAGAGCAACGGGCCCAUGAGAGCGGCUGAUGGCCAGGGGGAUGCCCAGGAGGAGCUGAGCGACAAGGAGCUCUCGGACUCGGCCUCUACCGACAAUGCCUUGGAGGACUCGAGCGAGUUCGGGCGGCCCCUGGGGGUGGGGGCCUGCGAUCCGGGGGGCCCCCCGGCCCCUUCCACGCACCGCGACGAGGACGUGACGGCCGCCAGCUGGCGGGCCCGCCGGAAGCACAUCUUCGUGCUGAGUGAGGCCGGCAAGCCCAUCUACUCUCGCUACGGCAACGAGGAGGCCUUGUCCUCCACCAUGGGCGUCAUGAUGGCGCUGGUGUCCUUCAUCCAGAGCGGCGACAACGCCAUCCGCUCCAUCUACUCAGACGACCGGAAGCUGGUGUUCGUGCAGCAGGGCCCGCUGGUGCUGGUGUCGGUGUCGCGGACGCUGCAGUCGGAGCAGCAGCUGCGCCAGGAGCUGCUCUACGUCUAUUACCAGAUCCUCAGCAUGCUGACCCAGGUGAGCAUCACCCGCAUCUUCGAGCGCAAGAAGAACUACGACCUGCGGCGCCUGCUGGCUGGCUCCGAGAAGAUCCUCGACCGCCUGCUCAACCUGGUGGAGUCGGAUCCCGGCUUCCUGCUGGGGGCCGUGCGCUGCCUCCCCCUUCCAGCCUCCCUGCGGGACGCCCUGGGCACCCUGCUGCAGAAGGCCAUCACCCCCAACCUGGUCUUCUCCAUCCUGGUGGCCCGCAGCCAGCUGGUCACGGCGGUGCAGGAGCGGGCGGUGAUCGAGGAGUGCCGGCUGGAGCCCACCGACCUCCACCUGCUGCUCAACCUGAUCGGGGCCAGCUCGGCCUUCCAGGCCGGGGAGAUCUGGACACCCAUCUGCCUGCCCCGCUUCAACCCCGACGGGUACUUUUACGCCUACAUCUCCUACCUGGACGCGGAGUGCACCGUGUGCCUGGUGCUGCUCUCCACCGACAAGGAGUCCUUCUACGCCGUCUCGGACUGCAAGAAGCGGGUGGAGGAGGCCAUGCGGACUCAGGGCUCGCUGCAGGUGCUCUCGGGCGGCCCGCAGAGCCCCUCCUACGGCGUGGGGCAGGUCGGGGUGCCCGACUUGCGGCACUUCCUCUACAAGCCGCUGGAUAUCCCGGAGAACUACCGCCAGCUGCCCCAGUUCACCAGCCCAGAGCUGGAGGGGCCGUAUUGCAGCGAGGAGGAGCAGCACCGGCUCUUUGACCUCUACCAUUACCUGCACAGCCGCAUUCACAGCACCUCUCGCCCCCUGCGCCUCAUCUACCACGUGGCCGAGAAGGAGACGCUACUCGCCUGGGUCACCAGUAAGUUCGAGCUAUACACCUGCUUCAGCCCCCUGGUAACCAAGGCCGGCGCCAUCAAUGUCCUCACCAAGUUGUUGCGCUGGAUCAAGAAGGAGGAGGACCGGCUCUUCAUUCGCUACCCCCCAAAGUACUCUACUACGCCCAACCCUGGGAAGGGCGCCAAGGGGGGCCGGCCCGAUGGCGCGGAGAAUGGAUUUUUUGCUGGCCUCUAAGCCUGAGCCUGCUUCACCCGAGGCCCCUGUAUUUCACUGGUGAUUGGAUAACUUGGGGGGGAAAUCCCUUCUCCUCUUUGAAGGGGAGAUCGGGGACCCCCCCCCCGAGAAACCACACUCUCUAGGAGCUGGCUCAGGCUUGGCCGGCUCCUUCUGGGGUGGUGGCGACACGUGGUUAUCUGCCUGUCUUAUUUAUUGGCCUACUCGUAUCUCCGAGCCUCUGUUGAGGAAGCUGGAGUGGGGGUUAUUGCUUCACUUUGGGCCUUGUGCUCCAGGCUGAUGUGGGGCGCGGAGGGGAGUGGCGAGUUUACACUCUGGCUCGCGUAGGCCUGUACCGAAGGACUCCACCUGCAUGGUGGAGCUGGGGUUGGGUGCGGCUUGUUCCAUCUCCUUGACGGAAGCUGUUCGCGGUUCCUUCCCCGGAGCCUCUGCUUUCCGCCUCCUGGUGUGGAUCGGCUGCAGGCCCCUAUGAAGUGGGCUGUGAUUGUGUUUCUCUUUCCUUUGGAUGAAUUGUGGCGAAUUGCGCCCUGGGCAUCGGAGCCGGACCUGCUUUGAAACCAUUUUUCAACAUCCUCUGCUCUUUAAAAACCUGGGCCUGGAAUGAACUUAGAUUUCUCGCAGGCGCCCGGAGGUUGGUGGCUCAUGUUUGCCAAUUGAUUUAACUGGCCGCUGUGUCUUGAGACGUAGCUGUAUGUGCGGCGGGAAGGAGGUUACUCCCUCAUCCCCUGCCAUGCACAUGCUUCUCUCGAUGCUAUAAAUUGCAAGUGGGUGUUGGAGAUGCCGCUGUGUUGUGUUCUCCCUCCCUGGGCUGGUCAUGUUCGUUAGCGCCUGCACCAAUGCACUCUCCCCUGCCUGUAUUAAUUUAAUGUUCCCUUUGGAAAGGCAGAUCCUUUCACAGGAAGUGUUGAAAUGCUCUUUGAAAGCAACGAACUGCCUCCCUCCUUUGCCGGUGACAUCUGUGCUAAGUUAACUGGGCUGCCCCGUCACACUUUUCAGUCUCCUUGUCCAUCCUGGUUGCUAGAAGGAAGGGCUGUUUGCUCUCCUGUGGCCUUAGACCUAUCGAUUUGCAGCGGGAUUGACCCAGAAUCCGCUGGGUCUGUUUCUCACAGGAAGAUCAUCCCAUGCCUCUGGAGAGCCAGCCCCUGCCUGCGUCUCCUUUUAACUUGCGUUUAGCUGCUCCAGUGAGACCUGACGGGGUUGGGGAAGCAGAAACAGUUUUCAUAUGCAUGACGCGCUGUGCCUAGAACCAUCUUGGCUGGCUGUCAAAUGAGGUCUCUUCCUGGCUGGCGUGUUCAACUGAGAAUCAGUCUUAUUAAAAAGUUGUUUUGA
Terrapene triunguis (Three-toed box turtle) is the source of this 3131-nucleotide messenger RNA. RefSeq names its product vacuolar fusion protein MON1 homolog B. Gene Ontology annotation, biological process: protein targeting to vacuole; vesicle-mediated transport. Lineage: Eukaryota; Metazoa; Chordata; Testudines; Emydidae. The coding region runs from base 69 to 1802 and encodes 577 amino acids. The transcript has 6 exons. The record is from RefSeq and is a predicted model, not a curated record.